GUCUCAUUUCCCCUGACAAUAUAUAGAGAUUAUAGUGUAAUCAUCCCCAUCAGAAGCACAAGCAUAACAUUCAACAUGAAGCUGUUACUGAGCCUCCUUGUUGUUUCAAUACUACCUAAAUGGGCUGUACCACAAGUUCUCAUGAGGGCUCCGCUGACAGCCGUGGCUGAGCUAGUUAAUGGGGGACCCCGGAUCUUCUCAGGGGAGAGAAUACGUCUGAAGUGCAGUGUUCCUGGGAAAGUGUCGGCCGAGUGGAGGUACCAGUGGUUCAGGGGGGGAGAGCAGCUCCAGGAGUCUGAGUACUUUGUCCUAUGGAAGGCCAGGCCACAGCAGAGUGGGAAGUAUUACUGCCAGGGCCUGAGAACCACAUGGAUAAGCACACAAUACACCAUCCACAGCCUGCCUAUAGAAAUAGAGGUGGACGGUGGGUGGGCCAUCCUGCAGGCCCCGCCCCUGCCCAUGCUGGUUGGAGAGACAAUGACCCUGAUGUGUCGUGUCCGUGGCAACCCUAGACUGACUGAGGUCAUACUCUACAAGGACGGGGUGGAGCUUCAGAGACAGUCUGGACCAGAGCUGUGUGUCACUAACCUUACCCUGCAACACCACGGAUCCUAUUGGUGCAGAGCUUCCUGGGAUGGACGGAGGCAAACCAACUCUGUGAUCUCAGUGGCUGCUUCGGUGUCCAUCAUAGAGGUUCUGACAGAACCCAUGUUGGAGAUUGUGCCCAAUGACCCUCUGAUCCAUAAAGACCGUAUGCUCCUGGUGUGUCAUGUUCAACUGAACGCCCGUGAGCCCGUUUCACACAUCCACUACUACUUCUACCAGGACGGGCUGAGUCUGGGGCUUGCCUCUUCCCAGGACAGAGUCACAGUACUGAGGGACUCAGGCCGGUACUGGUGCAAAGCCAGCAUUCCUACUCUGGGGCUGAAGAGGCUCAGCGAGCCCGUGCCUUAUGGGCGAGUGACAGGGAUACAUCAGGGACCAGUUGUCUCACUCCAACCCAGAGCUGCAUCUCAUCCAGAUCCUAUGAAAGGACCUCCCCAGACCACCACCUCUAUCCAGCCUUCUGAGCCCCUUACCUUCACCGAUGUAUCCGGUGAUUCUCCAAACACACUGGCCCCUGGUGUUGGUUCAGAUGAUGGAACAGUGGUGUGGAAGGACUUCUAAAUUCCUUAAGAAUUGUUCAUUAAUAUGUUAUUUGUCUUUUAGGUUGUGAAUGAAACAAUGAAUUGUAUUUGAACUGUUGAUUGUAAGUUCAAUGCAAAUAAAUCCAGUCAAAGUCAAA
Oncorhynchus masou masou (cherry salmon) is the source of this 1285-nucleotide messenger RNA. Its product is annotated as high affinity immunoglobulin gamma Fc receptor I-like. Gene Ontology annotation, cellular component: plasma membrane. Gene Ontology annotation, biological process: cell surface receptor signaling pathway. The record is from RefSeq and is a predicted model, not a curated record. The coding region runs from base 76 to 1167 and encodes 363 amino acids. The transcript is spliced from 6 exons. NCBI's taxonomy places the organism in Eukaryota, Metazoa, Chordata, Actinopteri, Salmoniformes, Salmonidae. Gene Ontology annotation, molecular function: transmembrane signaling receptor activity.